ACGCAGCAUCAUUGUUCCCUGCCUGGGAGCGGCACGGCUCGUGCACCUGUCCGACCUGUUCCAAGAAGGACUUGACUCCUGAGGAAUUUCCCCGGCAACGCUUGUCUUUUGUUCCGGCGGCUUUACGGCGGGUGAGAGCCACAGGGGAGGCCGCAAAACAGAGGAGGGAGAGAGCCAGAGAGACGGGCGGAAGGAGAGAUGUCGGAUCCGGCCACGAAUCCCGCUGCCACCUCCUUCCCAGCGCCAACCAUUUCGCUGCCAUUGGGACUGGAAGUGUUGAGGACGUACUCUGGAGCGCUGGUCUUCUUUGAAAUAUUAUUUGGUGCUUUAGUAUGGAUCCUGGUGGCGUCCUCCCAUGUACCAGUGCCUUUGCUGCAAGGCUGGGUGAUGUUUGUGUCUGUCACCGCCUUUUUCCUCUCCUCCGCCUACCUCACGCUCUUCAUCACCGGCCUGGCGGACCGCAUCAAUACUGAUUGGAACUUUUUGGAUGUCUUUUACCAUUUCAUAGCUCUGCUUUUCUACUUUGCCGCCUUCGUGCUGGAGGCGGCGGUGACAGCAGCCAACGGGGGAGCCAUCAUCACACCGCUGCCAAACAGCACCGGAAGUGUGAUGUGUAUACCCUACCCUCGAGGAAACGUAUUCACAGUGCUGACUGGCAGCCAGUACAAUACUAAUGUAGCAGCCACGAUAUUUGCGUUUGUGGUGACACUGUGCUACGGCUGCAGUUUGGUGAUGGGCUUCAAGCGGUGGAGGAUCUAACCUGCACCACAAUGGCUUCAUCCAGGAAACAAACGGUUGCUCUGUUUUUACAUUUCCCACCAGCUUUGACCAAGAACCAAGCUUUUUAAGGUCAUUAACCUCUGAAAACAUUGAAGUGCCGUAUUGUGGGGGAUGUGACAAAAUAUGUUGUCAUCGAAAGUGUAAUAUGAGUAAUGUAGUGACACUGAGGAAACUUUUUUUUUUUUUUACUUUACAUCAACACUAUAGCUUCCUUUUUUUUUCUGAAAUCACUUCCUCAUUGGAGGGAAUAUUUCCCAUUUUCAAAAAGCAAAAUACCACCUGUUCAUGGUGUUUUUGUUUCAUGCAUAAUGGGGAGUUCGGUUGCAGCGUUUCUUAGAAUGAACCUUAAAUAAAGGGUGGCGGAUUGAUACAAUGGGAAGAGAAGGUCACUUGGCAUAAAACAUUUUAAAAUGAGCCCUAACUUAAAAGGGGAGUUGCCGUGGUAUCACUUUUGUCUUUCACACUUUUCAACCAUAAAUAGAAUAUUGGAAAUGUUGCACCUCGCUUUAAAACCAUGCUCUAAAGAAUGCUAUUGCAUAACUAUAGAUGAGUGACUUUGUUGAUGUUGAUUAAAUUGCUCCAAGUAAUAAUACCAUCACUCAAUGAGCCUUGCUUGCUAUACCGUUUUAUUAGUAUGAGUUGAACUGACCAUAGAAUAGUCAAUUAUUUGUGAUUUAAAUGCAUUUAGGAUGUUUGAUUGAAUUUUUUUAAAUGUGCCUUUGAUAUCGUUCAGGUGCCUUUUUAUUAUUCCCAACAAAGAUUUUUAAUUAAAAAACAAUUAAUACAAAAAAUGUCAUGUCAAUUUUGUUUUAAUGUUUAAUUUUCAUCAGAACUUAAACGCAAAUGGUUGUGUAGCUCAAGCCAUAAUGCCAGUUCGUAUGUUGAGUUUAAGUGAAAUACUUUGGAAAGAACGGACGGGCCGUAUUCAAACACUUGGCGGGCCGGAUGUGGUCCCCAGGCCGUAGUUUGCCCACCCCUGUAUCAAAUCAAUAAGCUGACCGGGCCAACGUGUUGUUGACUCUCUUCCAGUUUUGAACAUGGCUCAGUGC
Molecule: messenger RNA, 1829 nt
Organism: Doryrhamphus excisus (bluestripe pipefish)
Lineage: Eukaryota; Metazoa; Chordata; Actinopteri; Syngnathiformes; Syngnathidae
Gene: mal2
Product: mal, T cell differentiation protein 2
Biological process (GO): myelination
Cellular component (GO): membrane
Molecular function (GO): structural constituent of myelin sheath
Source: RefSeq, a predicted model, not a curated record